AUGGUUUCCCUCUGGCACGCCUCCGUCAUUGUCCUUGUGCUCAUAUUCCUCGGAGGAUCCGAUGCCAACCCAGCUGCGCGUCGACACGGUCAGCUGGAUGUAAACCACAAGAAGAAGCCACUACAGACAUCCAGACCUUACAACAUUGCCCACAGGGGUUCCAAUGGCGAAAUACCCGAAGAGACAGCUGUGGCAUAUUUGAGGGCAAUCGAGGAAGGUGCUGACUUCAUAGAGACUGAUAUACUUGCAUCAAAGGACGGACAUCUGAUAUGUUUCCAUGAUGUAAUCCUGGAUGCCACGACGGACAUCACAAACCGUACCGAGUUUGCUGGCAGGAAGAGAACCUAUGAUGUCCAGGGAUUUAAGUUGACUGGGUGGUUUAUCGUGGAUUUUACUUUAAGAGAACUGAAAUCACUGAGGGUGAAACAGCGCUACAAUUUCAGGGAUCAACAGUAUAAUUGGAAGUACAAUAUUCUUACAUUUGAUGAGUUUAUUUUGAUUGCACUUCAUGCUGAUAGGGUGGUCGGAAUAUACCCAGAGAUCAAGAAUCCUAUAUUCAUCAACCAGCAUGUCAAGUGGUCAGGUGGCAAGAAGUUUGAGGACAAGUUUGUUGGGACGCUUCUCAAGUAUGGCUACAAAGGCAAAUAUAUGUCUAAAGAUUGGCUCAAGAAGCCACUAUUCAUCCAAUCCUUUGCUCCAACUUCACUAAUUUACAUCUCAAACAUGACAAAUGCUCCAAAACUGCUUCUAAUAUACGACACCACAGUUCCAACUCAAGAUACCAACCAGUCAUACUAUGAGAUAACUUCGAAUGGCUAUCUCGCGUUCAUAAGGAAGUAUGUAAUUGGGAUUGGGCCAUGGAAGGAUACAAUUAUCCCCCCAAUGAAUAACCAUCUAGGCCCUGCAACCGAUCUUGUGGCACGGGCACACGCUCUGAAUCUUCAGUGCAUCCAUACACAUUCAGAAAUGAGAACUCAUUCCUGCACUUCAACUUCCAUCAAGACCCUUAUGCUGAAUAUGAGUACUGGCUCAAAGAGAUUGGAAUCGACGCGCUGUUCACCGAUUUCACCGGCAGCUUGCACAAGUACCAGGAGUGGACAGCUCCACACCAAAAGAAGGAAAAGAAGUGCAGAGGAACUCCUGCAUGAGAUCGCCAACACGCUGAAGGUUGAUGUUCACUAA
This is a messenger RNA of Triticum turgidum subsp. durum (durum wheat), 1182 nucleotides long. Lineage: Eukaryota; Viridiplantae; Streptophyta; Magnoliopsida; Poales; Poaceae. The record is from the annotation of a GenBank genome assembly.